ACAUAGCAUGCCAAAAUUUGCUUGUCGUGAAGGCAGCCAUACACACAUCCGAAACCGCGGUUCAAUUUGAUUAUACAAAUAUUUGUUUUUUUGAUAAUAUUUUGCCCGUUUUUUGUCUGAAAAAUAACCGUCGCAAGCAGCAUUCUCUAUUGAUAUACUAUAUGAAUGUGUUCUGUAUCAUAGAUUUGUUCAGAAACACAGCAUGCCGUUUACAUGCUAGGAAUAUUAUAACUGAUUUGCAUCGGAAUUGAUUGUUAUCAGAAGUCUACCAAAAGGAUUAUUUACCUGUGUCAGGAUGUCAUUCUUUAAGCCCAUCAAACGGUCCCUUUCUGACCGUAAGGCCAAGAAGCAGCAGCAACAGCAACAGGCUAUCAGGAAAGAGGCUGAAAAAUCACAAUUCAGGCCUAUCCAGGAAGAGAAAGGAAAAGAAGAGGUUAAAAGACGGGAAGGGUGGCCGCCGCCAAAACCGGAGAGAACAUUUAGGCCUAUAGUAAUGUUUACUGAUGGUGGUCAGUGUUACAGCACAAGUCAUAUUCCAAGAGAGUGGCGGCAGUUAGGGAUUGAGCUUUGGAGCAUAGAGUAUGUUCCUUGCAGGGGCGGUGCUAGUGGGGGUCCAGGGGGGCAAAGGACCCCUGUCAGCAACCUUUGA
Molecule: messenger RNA, 649 nt
Organism: Anneissia japonica
Lineage: Eukaryota; Metazoa; Echinodermata; Crinoidea; Comatulida; Comatulidae
Exons: 4
Coding region: 296-649 (117 amino acids)
Source: RefSeq, a predicted model, not a curated record